CCAGUCUCUGUAAGGGCGAGAAAAGCCCCCGCGGGACCCCUGUGCCUGCACGUCAUCGUGUUGGGGCGCUCUCGUCCACCUUUGUGCCAGCGGUGACGUAACACGCCAUUGUGACAUCAUCCCUUCCCCUGUGAUGUAACCCAGAGGCGAGACUAUCGGGGAGUGCUGGGCUGCGGGGCCUCCCGAGGCCGCUUUGCACCCCCCAUUCCCGUGACACCCGUAGAAUGGCCUCACCCUUUCGGGGAAAGACCGCUUCGCCCCGGGUGGAAACCACCCGCUACAAGGAGACGUCGACGGUGCGCGUGGAGAGCUCGUCGCACCGCGUGGAAACCUCCUCCCGGCUGGUGCACACGUCUUCCCGGCAGGUGGAGACCUCCCAGCGCCGCAGCGAGAGGCCCUCCGCGCUCCCCUCGGGGAAGCGGCUCCCCCGCGUGCUCGAGGUGUCCUCCCAGCACGUGGAAACCUCCUCGCAGCGCACGGAGACGUCCUCCCGCCACGUGCGGGCCUCGUCCCAGCGGGUGGAGACGUCUCUGCACCGCGUGGAGAGCCCUCCCCGGAGGGACAAGGCUGCAGCCAGCCAGAAUGUAAAAAUGCCCCGAUGA
Molecule: messenger RNA, 602 nt
Organism: Miniopterus natalensis
Lineage: Eukaryota; Metazoa; Chordata; Mammalia; Chiroptera; Miniopteridae
Source: RefSeq, a predicted model, not a curated record